AUGUCACCUAUCGCUCGCCAUUAUACGAUUGACAGUCCACGCAGCGUUUGUAUGGAUCACUUUGCCCCGGCUGUCCCCUCUGAUGACCCCUUCUUACCGCCGGCCCGGACUUUGCCCUACCUACGCACAUUUUCUCAGGCGCCUCGGUCGACCCCCGCAAUCCCCUCUAGAAACCUGGACUCAAGCAAAUCCUGCUUUUUCUUUCCCGACGAUGGGGAUGAUGACCUGAUGGCCAUUGAACAACGCACCUCUGCCCUCUCCCACACACAGCAGCCUACUGCAAUGGACUUCUGUCCCUCUGACCUGAACUUUAUCCAGAGCAACGACAUGGUGGAGUCGUUGCCGCCACAACAGGAAUUUGGUUGUGAUCCCAUGAUAAAGCUUGAAGCUGUGCCUUUGGGAAAGUACCAAGCGCCGGGAUCCUGUGAGACGCAGAACCAGCAGCAGCAGCAGCGACCUGUAGAGGAUGCGAUUCCUGUCAGUAGUAGUAACACCGCUAGUUUUAGAAAUGAAGGCGUCGUUUCGCCUGCCCCAGCGCCUGUCUUUCGCAAUCCACAAGCACCACCUCCGACGUCAAAGAAGUACAAGAGGAAGCCAGACCCCAUUGCCAUACCCACGUAUCACAUAUCAAUUAAGGACCGCGGAGGAGUCGUUCUGGUCUACUUCUGUUUAAAGUUGUGGAAUAAGAAUGCUUGA
This is a messenger RNA of Dibothriocephalus latus, 696 nucleotides long. The record is from the annotation of a GenBank genome assembly. Lineage: Eukaryota; Metazoa; Platyhelminthes; Cestoda; Diphyllobothriidea; Diphyllobothriidae.